This is a messenger RNA of Brassica rapa (field mustard), 2171 nucleotides long. Its product is annotated as probable mediator of RNA polymerase II transcription subunit 37e. The record is from RefSeq and is a predicted model, not a curated record. NCBI's taxonomy places the organism in Eukaryota, Viridiplantae, Streptophyta, Magnoliopsida, Brassicales, Brassicaceae. Gene Ontology annotation, molecular function: ATP-dependent protein folding chaperone; ATP binding.
CUAUUACGCUCUCUCUCCCCACACCAUAAAACUCAAACCCAAUCUCAAAAGCUUCUUCACUCACACAAUGUCGGGUAAAGGAGAAGGUCCAGCUAUCGGAAUCGAUCUCGGCACCACCUACUCUUGCGUCGGAGUAUGGCAACACGACCGCGUUGAGAUCAUCGCUAAUGAUCAAGGUAACAGAACCACCCCCUCUUACGUCGCCUUCACCGACUCCGAGAGGUUGAUUGGUGAUGCCGCCAAGAAUCAAGUCGCCAUGAACCCCAUCAACACCGUCUUCGAUGCAAAGAGAUUGAUUGGUCGGAGAUUCAGUGACGCAUCAGUCCAAAGCGACAUGAAGCUAUGGCCUUUCAAGAUCAUCCCUGGCCCAGCAGACAAGCCAAUGAUUGUCGUCUCUUACAAAGGAGAAGAGAAGCACUUCGCAGCCGAGGAGAUCUCCUCCAUGGUUCUCAUCAAGAUGCGUGAGAUCGCCGAAGCUUACCUUGGCGUCACCAUCAAGAACGCUGUGGUCACUGUCCCAGCCUACUUCAACGACUCUCAGCGUCAAGCUACAAAGGACGCUGGUGUCAUCGCUGGUCUGAACGUGAUGCGUAUCAUCAACGAGCCGACUGCUGCGGCUAUUGCUUACGGUCUUGAUAAGAAGGCGACGAGCGUUGGGGAGAAGAACGUUUUGAUUUUUGAUCUCGGCGGUGGUACUUUUGAUGUCUCGCUUUUGACUAUCGAAGAAGGUAUCUUUGAGGUGAAGGCUACUGCUGGAGACACUCAUCUCGGUGGUGAGGACUUUGACAACAGAAUGGUUAACCAUUUUGUUCAAGAGUUUAAGAGGAAGAGCAAGAAGGAUAUUAGCGGUAACCCCAGAGCUUUGAGGAGGUUGAGGACGGCUUGUGAGAGAGCGAAGAGGACUCUUUCCUCCACUGCUCAGACCACCAUCGAGAUUGACUCUCUCUUUGAGGGGAUUGAUUUCUACUCUGCUCUCACGCGUGCUAGGUUCGAGGAGCUCAACAUGGAUCUCUUCAGGAAGUGUAUGGAGCCUGUGGAGAAGUGUCUGCGUGAUGCUAAGAUGGACAAGAGCACGGUCCAUGACGUUGUCCUCGUCGGUGGCUCCACCCGUAUCCCCAAAGUUCAACAGCUUCUCCAAGACUUCUUCAAUGGCAAAGAGCUCUGCAAGAGCAUUAACCCCGACGAGGCUGUGGCUUAUGGAGCGGCUGUUCAGGGUGCUAUUCUAAGCGGUGAAGGGAAUGAGAAGGUGCAAGACCUUCUUCUGCUGGACGUGACUCCUCUGUCCCUCGGUCUCGAAACCGCCGGUGGAGUUAUGACGACCUUGAUCCAGAGGAACACUACCAUCCCGACCAAAAAGGAACAGGUCUUCUCCACUUACUCUGACAACCAGCCUGGUGUUUUGAUCCAAGUCUACGAAGGUGAGAGAGCCAGGACCAAGGACAACAACCUCCUCGGGAAGUUCGAGCUCUCUGGCAUCCCUCCUGCUCCACGUGGUGUUCCUCAGAUCACUGUCUGCUUCGACAUUGACGCGAAUGGUAUCCUCAAUGUCUCUGCGGAGGACAAGACCACGGGGCAGAAGAACAAGAUCACCAUCACCAACGACAAGGGUCGCUUGUCUAAGGACGAGAUAGAGAAGAUGGUGCAAGAGGCUGAGAAGUACAAGUCUGAGGAUGAGGAGCACAAGAAGAAGGUUGAAGCCAAGAAUGCGCUUGAGAACUACGCUUACAACAUGAGGAACACGAUCCGCGAUGACAAGAUUGGUGAGAAGCUUCCUGCUGCGGACAAGAAGAAGAUUGAGGAUUCUGUUGAGGAGGCGAUCCAGUGGCUCGAUGGGAACCAGACGGCUGAAGCUGACGAGUUUGAAGACAAGAUGAAGGAGCUGGAGAGCGUGUGCAAUCCGAUUAUUGCUAAGAUGUAUCAAGGAGCUGGUGGUGAAGCAGGUGGCCCCUCUGGUAUGGAUGAUGAUGAAGCUCCUCCUUCUGCCGGAGGUGCUGGCCCCAAGAUUGAGGAAGUCGACUAAGCCUCUGGUGCAUUCUUUUGCCUUGAUGGUUUGAAUUUCAAGUGUUGUUUGGUUUUAUGUUUUGCUUUAUUUCUGAGCUAUGUAGUACUCUGGAACCUUUUCUAUAUUUCUAAUUAAGUUGCAGUUUCGAACUUGGCUGAUAUUAGUCUCA